Messenger RNA from Myxocyprinus asiaticus (Chinese sucker), 3608 nucleotides. Its product is annotated as T-cell activation Rho GTPase-activating protein-like. The transcript has 10 exons. The coding region runs from base 201 to 2276 and encodes 691 amino acids. NCBI's taxonomy places the organism in Eukaryota, Metazoa, Chordata, Actinopteri, Cypriniformes, Catostomidae. Gene Ontology annotation, molecular function: GTPase activator activity. The record is from RefSeq and is a predicted model, not a curated record. Gene Ontology annotation, biological process: signal transduction; regulation of Rho protein signal transduction.
CAUGCCGUUCUCUUACUUGCAGUCUGCCUGAGAUGAGGGAUCGCUGGUUAGACACUCUACACUGGAAAACUGCAGAGGCAAGAUCGAGAGCAGGCAGCACUUCCCCACCGCCCAGUGUCCUAAUGAAGGUGUUGAGUGGCAAUACCACGGUACACUUUCCUCUGUCACUGAUACAUAAACAUUAGUGAUCAGCAGCAUAAAUGCUUGGAAUGGGAUAUUUUUCUUCUAUGGCUUUCAUCUCAGAUGGUAAUAAAACUCUAAGUGGAAUUGGGAUGGACUCUGUUGUCGAGUUGCCUCUUGAUGGCAACGUCAAAAUCUCCACCUACUCAAAACAGUUUCAUAAUCAGGAGGCACAUGCACAGCAGCCUAUUGGAGAGAACGGGAGCAAAAGGAGCUUGUUCUCAUUCAAGCUGAAGAGAAGCUCCACAAACCCAAGUGUACCGACUAACCUUGAGUCCACUGCAAAGAACUUGCUGUUUGGACAACAUCUCCAAGAUGACACCACACUUCCAAAACCAAUAACUGAAAUCUUCCUGCUGUUGUUCAGGAAGGGUCCAUUAACUGAGGGUGUAUUCAGAGUCCCAUGUAACAGCAAAAACCUGAGUGCUCUCAGAGAUCAGCUAAACUCUGGGGCCGAAGUGGACAUGGAAGCCCUGCCUGUGACUCUCUUAGUUGGACUGUUGAAAGUCUUCCUGAGGGAUCUCCCUGGAGGUCUGCUGGUAUUUGAGCACUAUGAAAGCUGGAUCAGUGCUUUGGAGAAAGAGAGGACACAGGACAUUCAAAGUGAGCUCCGGAGAAUGGUCAAGAAGCUGCCCAAAGCAAACAGCCUCCUCUUGCAGCGCUUGCUAUGCCUGUUUCACCACAUCAGUCAGCGUUCAGAAACAAACAAAAUGGAUGCCAAGAACCUUGCAGUUUGCAUUGCCCCGACCCUGCUGCAUCGUGAAAGCCAGCCCCUAGAUGUGGAUGAUGUAGAUAAGGUCACAAGACUUAUCCAGUUCCUAAUUGAGAAUUGCUGCGAAGUAUUCGGGCAUGCUAUCUUGACUCUACUUGGGGAUUUUGAGGAGCAGGAAUCCAUAGACACAUUAGAUUCAGCAUCCUUGAUGCCACCUAAUAUUAACUUCAAUGUCCAACGGCACGACAGCACAGAUCCUGAUGUUGACGGUGACUUUGUGGAAGCUGAAGGACACACUCAGGAUGACAACAUUAUGCCGCAUGGAAGCCCAGCCUUAAGAAAGAUGGGACGAUCUGACAUUCAAUCGUAUUCCAAUGACAUAAUAUUUGAUGCUUUCACAAAACCUUUAAAUCGGCGGUGCUCGGAGCCCUCCAUCUUCCCUUCAGCAACCAUAACAGGCUUAAGAGGGCUAGCUCGCAGCCAUGAUGACUUUUCCACCGAGAAGGAUUUUGAGGACCAACUGCUCAAGAAGCAGAACUCUGAUGACUCUUUUCUGCAUCUCUGUGAGAACAGAGGAUCCCAGCCAUCCCUCAAGAAACUGGUUGGGAGUUUGAACAUGGACUUGCCCAUUAGUGUGUCUUCUCCUGCAUCUAUGGCUGGUUCCUGCCUAUCCUUCUGUUCCUCAGAUAGUACCUCCUCAAAUGUCUCUGAGAAAUCGAUAAGCAUGUCACCUAUGCCAUCCCCUGCAAGCCCUCGCAAAAGUCAGUCUACAAGGCAUUCAUCAUUUAUAAUCAAGCCUAGAGCUAAUCCUGCUAAAGGAGACCUGGAAGUGAAUCGACGAUCCCUCUCAAUGAGUACCAAAAGCCUUGGAAACUUUACGUUUAACAGAGGGAGUCUGAAGAAAGGGGACUCCCAGAAGGAAGUUGUUUUCCCAUGUGAAACUCUCCAAGAGGACUCUCAAAAUGAGACAGAACACCCUGUUGAGCUUGUUCGGCGCCGACGGCCUCUCUCUGCCAUCGAAGUCUUCCAGCAGGUGGACAGUCGUAUGCCGUGCAGCCCCCCCUCCUAUGAGCAGGCACUGCAAAGUGGAGCCCAACCGGCCCCCCCACAGUAUGGGGCCAUGACAGUCCAACAUGCCCGAGAGCUGGGCAGGAAAUCUCGCCCCAUCUCUAUGAAUGACUACCUAUUGGACAUUUACAAAGUUAACGAACCCACAAAAAACACAUUUACAGAAAGUGUUCAGUUAGAUGAACCACAGCCGGUUUCUUUCCGGCAGAGGGCUAUGUCAGAGUCAGUGUCCCAGUCGAGACAUGAAAGAGUGUCACGCAGGUGUAGUCAACAUGUGUCUGUGGAGUUCUCCUAUGCAAAAGAAUCUUAUGUGUGAGUGUUUCUUCUUUAAUUGCAAUGUGAACUCCUUUCACCACAGAUUAAAAGUAACGUGCAACUGUUAAAAUAUUUAAGAUGAAAUAUUUGACAAAAUAACACAUAGGGGAGAAUUCACUAAACAGUUGCACCAUUUUUGCACGUGGUAUUUCAGUGCAAAAACCUUCAUCUUAUUCACAAACAAUCUAGUUUAAGCAGGCACAAUCAGCAUUGAAAAUGCACUGCAUCUGGAGCAUUUAAAUAAAAUCAGUUGCACAAACACGUCGUCUUUCUAUGUAAAUUAGGCUCAAUAUUGAUUGCACACAGCUAUUGCCACCCGAGGAAAGCCGGCAGUAAACUGAAUUUUAUUUAAAAGAGAUGUUUGUGUACAUUUUCUAUCGAUCAUGGCAGCAGUAAUUCAUCAAAUAAUGAUCAAAUGUUGGAGAAGACCAUUAUAACCCGCAAUAAAUGCAGAUAUGUGGUCUAGUCAAGCACACUUUGUUAAAUAGAUUGUUAAAGAGCGCAUGCUUAAGAGGUGAUUCAGGUGUCUGGAUCACAGUAGUGGAGUGAUGCUGUUCAGUCCCAGCAGUGUGUGCCAGAUCACAGUGGUCUGCAGCAUCCUCUGCUAAAUAGCACUCAGAACCGGCCCACAAGAUCGUAAUUGCACAUGCUAAUUGCGUUCAGCACAGAUUUUGUGGGCACGUUUGCACCGCUGCCUGAUCUGCAAAAUUUGGGUGCAAAAUUGGGCACUAAACCAGCGCAGAUAGUGCGUGCAAACAGAUUUUUACUGGGUGCUCUUAUUUCUUAGUGAAUUCCCCCUAUAUAAUUUAGUGUGCUGCCUUAUAACAGUGAUUUCAUAUGCUAAUAUUGAAUAAUUUUAAAGAGAUAGUUCACCCAAAAAUGAAAAUUCUAUAAUUUAUUUGCCCUUAUGUUCCAAACCUAUACGACUUACUUUAUUUGGUAAAACUCAAUAAAGUAAAAUGACAGCCUCUGUCACCAUUCACUUGCAUUGUAUGGAAAAAAGAUGCAAUGAAAGUGAAUAGGCUGUCAUAACUUAAUAAUCUGUCUAACAUCUCCUUUUGUGAUCCUUGGAUGAAAGAAAGUCAUAUGGUUUUGGAACAACAUAAGGUUGAAUAAAUUAUAAUAGAAUUUUUAUUUUGGAUGGAUUACUUUUAAACUCUUGCCAGUAUGAAGCUAUGUAUAUAGACCAGUUAAAUUGUAUAAUAUAGUAAAAUAGUUUACAGUUGUAACAGAUUAAAUCAUUUUGAUAUAGUCAGUACGUAUUGCUGUAUAUUGCAAAGUUUUGUGUUAUUGCUACUCUUUAUUUCACUACAAUAAAGAAUCUUAGACCUUA